CGUCAACAGAGCUACGAAUACCUUACUAUUAGAGUAUUGUCAAUGACAUAUUAAAUACAAUCAAUUGAGAUAAAAUGACUGGAUACUUCUAGAUCUAUUCUAGACCGCUAUGCAUCCGGCUUUGGCAGUGACCUAUUCAUAUUUGGCUACUUCACUCUCUUCAUACCAAAGGCGAUAAUAUAAUGGCGACUCCAGCCUGGGUUAGACUGCAUAGUAAUCAAUAAUGUCUAAGGAAUUAUUGGAAUCAAAGGAAAUUGAAGUUGUAGAUGUUAAGACGACUGAUGACUUCGCAUCACAAGAGAAGCAAGUUCUUAGGAAGAUAGAUCUGCGAAUAUUGAGCCUCACGGCGUUAGCAUACAUGCUAAAUCACAUAGACAGAACCAACUUGGCCAAUGCGAUAAUCAUGAAUACAGAUGUCCCAGGGUCAUCAAUGUCAGAGCAACUAGAUCUACAUGGUAGCAGAUUUGGGCAUAUAAUCACUGCCUUCUAUGCCACUUAUAUCAUAUUUGAGAUACCCAGCAACAUUUUGUUGAAAAAAUUUGGACCUUCAAUCCAUAUUUCUCGGAUUGUCAUUGGAUGGGGUAUUGUGACAACCUGUUCAGCGGCUGUCCAGUCUUAUGAGGGUAUGAUUGUAAACCGUAUUGCAUUGGCCAUCGCAGAAUCUGGCUUUUUCCCUGGUAUCCUUUAUUACUUUACUUUCUGGUAUAACGAUAGCGAAAGGGCUUUUAGACUUGCUUUCUUCGUAGCAUUUGGUAGCCUUUCAGGUGCAUUUUCUGGUCUGUUUGCAAGUGGAUGCUCGUACUUGAAUAACCUAGGGCAUCCUGCUCUUGCUGGUUUCAGAUGGCUUUUCCUUCUCGAAGGCAUUCCUACAAUCAUACUUGGUAUCUGUAUUUACUUCUGGCUUCCAGAUUAUCCUGAAACUACGAAGUUCCUUACAGAAAAAGAACGAGAGAUUGUUCUCAUGAGACUGGGAGCCUCAGUUACGAAGGAUGAUGACAAAAAACUAAAGAUGUCGUCAAUAUGGAAUGUACUCAAGCAGUGGGAUUUCUGGUUCAUGGCCAUAUUGUGGAUGCUUCUCGGACAUGGCACAGCUGCGUUCUCCUUUUUUGCUCCAACUAUCAUUAAUGACCUUUCCGAGGAUUAUGAAGGUGUAAUUGCACAACUCCUCUCGAUUCCACCGUCAGUACUAGCAUGUCUCUUGACUAUUGCAUCUGGAUAUUUUUCUGAUAAAAUGAAGAACCGGCCAGCAUUUAUUAUAGCAGGUGUCAUCUCUGUUAGUGGUGGAUAUCUUAUAUUGGCAGUCGAUAAAAACGUUCUUGCUCUACGUUUACUCGCUGUUUUCCUUGUUGCUCUAGCAAAUGUUUCCAUCGUCCCAUUAGCGGCAUAUAGACUGUCAAUACAAGGCCUCAAGGCCAACACUGAUAGCCAUGCCAUCGGCUUUGCCAGUAGUGCAUCAGUCGCAAUAGCAAACGUAUCUGGUAUUACAGCGCCUCUGAUACUCGAUAGUUCAAUGAAAUUUGAAUAUAAGUGUUUUGUCUUUCUGGUAUUAUUCAUAACAGCAGGUAUGCAAGCACUGUUCUGUCUUUGGUGGUGGGGACCAGGGGUUGAAACAAAAAAAGCAAGAGAGGAGGGAGCCUGCUAAACUAACGGCAUUAGCGUCUUCUAUUGGGAUUU
Wallemia mellicola CBS 633.66 is the source of this 1674-nucleotide messenger RNA. RefSeq names its product MFS general substrate transporter. The transcript is spliced from 3 exons. The record is from RefSeq and is a predicted model, not a curated record. Gene Ontology annotation, biological process: transmembrane transport. NCBI's taxonomy places the organism in Eukaryota, Fungi, Basidiomycota, Wallemiomycetes, Wallemiales, Wallemiaceae. Gene Ontology annotation, molecular function: transmembrane transporter activity. Gene Ontology annotation, cellular component: membrane. Bases 224 to 1642 code for a protein of 472 amino acids.